AGCAGCUCCAGGGUUGCCUGCCCCACACCAUGUAGGAAAGGAAAGGUGGAUGGUGUCAAGAAACAACAUCAAGCUCACACGUGUGCAGGAUUUGGAUUGUGAGGGAUUGACACACGGUUUGGCAGGGGCUCCUCGGCUGACAGAACCAAGCCAUGGGCAUUUAUAGUCCAGAUCCUAAGCAAGGCAAAGCACUGCAGUUGGUAUGAAGAUGCCCAGUAAUAAACCAAGCAAACUAAAAAUCCUGCCUAAGGAUUUUGACCAAACCAAGGAAACCACAUCUUGGGCCUCUGUGUCUCAGUCACCACAUGGACACCCUGAGCAUCCGAUCCCAUGUGGCAGCAGAAACAGCGGCGAUGCCUCCUUGAGAGCGUUAUUGCUCGAAAUCCAGAAGAAAACAGACAAGAACCUAGAGAUCGUGACAGCCUUUGAUGGUAAAAUCGUGGGUCUCAAUACUCGCAUGGAUGUGCUGGAAGGGCGAGUCACCAGCCUGGCCCAGUCAGCCGCUCAGAACGAUUCCUCGGUCAAGAACCAGAAGGUGAAAACCCAACAGUGCACCCAGGCCUUGGAACGCUUGGCCCGAGAAAACAGCCACCUCGGCACCCGCGUGGAGCUACUGGAGAGCCAGGCCCGGGCCCGCACGCUGAGGAUUCUUGGGUUACCGGAGAAAGAGGAGGGGAGAGACUUGAUUGCGUUCCUGGAGAAAUGGCUGCCCACCGUUCUGCGGCUAGACGCACCCGGGGACCCCAUCGUCGUGGAGAGAGCCUACAGGGAAACAAACUGGAGGCAGAAGCCUGGGACAGACGCGUGCAGGACUGUUAUUGCUCACUUGGCGGACUUACGAGGUAGAGAGAGAAUAUUACAGCAGGCCAGGAGGCUGAAGAAUAUUAUGUACAGGCGGAAGCAGAUCCUGAUCUUUCCAGAUUUAAGCCCCAUCCCCCAAGAGUUCAAGGAGGCCUUCAUGCUGUUUGACAGGACCCCAACCGGGGAGAUGAAGAUCACCUAUAGUCAGUGUGGUGAUGUCCUGCGGGCUCUUGGGCAGAACCCAACCAAUGCUGAAGUCCUGAAGGUGCUGGGCAAGCCCAAACCAGAAGAAAUGAACACAAAGAUGCUGGACUUCGAGACCUUCCUCCCAAUGCUGCAGCACAUCUCCCGCUCCAAGGACCAGGGAACCUUUGAGGACUUUGUGGAAGGCCUGCGUGUCUUUGACAAGGAGGGGAAUGGCACCGUCAUGGGUGCCGAACUGCGCCAUGUGCUUGCCACACUGGGAGAGAAGCUGACGGAAAGUGAAGUGGAGCAAUUGAUGACAGGACAGGAAGAUGCCAAUGGCUGCAUCAACUAUGAAGCUUUUGUCAAGCACAUCAUGUCUGGUUGAAACAAGAAUCUUCAGGGUUUUCUGAAAUGUUUCCAUCCAACUAAGCAUUACCAACAGCAAGAAUUCUUGACCCAUGUCCCUUCCUUCCUAAAAUGUCCUGAGUCCGCAGCUGUAUCUCACAUGAGCCACAACAAAGAGUCCUCAUAGCCACAAUGUACCAACCCUACACUAUUGUGUGCAAUCACCUCUGUAUAUAAAAGGACACAUGUCUGCCCUUCCAUUUUUAAUCUUAAUUUAUUCUUUUGAUUUUGUUUCCCUGCGUCGUUUGACCCAUUAAAUUUCACCCACACCCUGAA
Mauremys reevesii (Reeves's turtle) is the source of this 1668-nucleotide messenger RNA. RefSeq lists its product as uncharacterized. Bases 203 to 1372 code for a protein of 389 amino acids. The transcript has 6 exons. Gene Ontology annotation, cellular component: myosin II complex. NCBI's taxonomy places the organism in Eukaryota, Metazoa, Chordata, Testudines, Geoemydidae. The record is from RefSeq and is a predicted model, not a curated record. Gene Ontology annotation, molecular function: calcium ion binding.